AUGCCCCGGCCAUCCGGUAUCGUCCGUUACUUGGGCAUAGCCCUGAUUAUGUUGUUUGCGCUCUGUGCUUUGAACAAUAAUGUCUACGAAAUUUCAGUCUCCAACCUCCAUCGUGGGCCUGGUGGCUACGGUGGCCGUUUCUACAAAGGGGCCAAGACUCAUCCGAUUGACAGCCUGAUAUUCAACGCCCAACACAAGUUUGCCGAACUCCUUCGCAAGGAAACAAGGACCGUCGAAGACGCCGCCCAAGCAUAUCGCAAACGCCGCGGCCGCCAUCCACCACCCGGCUUCCAGAAAUGGUUCGAGUUCGCCCAGGCCAGAGGCGCCGUCAUUGUCGAAGACUUCUUCGACCAAAUCCACCACGACAUCGAGCCGUUUUGGGGCGUCGACCCGGCACGCAUGCGUAGCGAAUCCAAGCAUUUUGAGAUGACCAUCAAUGUGCGCAACGGCAAGGCCACUUCGGGCUCCGACUGGUUCUGGACUGAGAUUUGGCUCGACCUGGUCAAGAAGAUCGAACAUUUGCUGCCCGACAUGGACAUUCCCCUCAACGCCAUGGACGAGCCCCGCAUCAUUACCCCAUUCGAGGACAUACAGCACUAUAUGGCAAAGGCUGCCAAGACGAAGGGUCUCGCGGACCCUGGCAAGAUGAUUAGCGACUUCCAAUCUCCCCCGGCCGAUGGUAAUAUAGACGAUGUUGAAGUGCGCGACAAGGCGUGGGAGGGGGCAGAGACGAACCCUUUUUGGAACCUCGUCCGCCGCGGCUGCCCGCCACGGAGUCUUGCCCGCACGACACCCGUACAGACCGACUUUGACAGUACGCCCGUCUUUAACACAUCGUACGCCCUGGCGCACUCGUACGAGGGCUACGUCGUCAACAGCACGCUCUCGCGCGACGUAUGCCACCAGCCGGACAUGCAGGGCCUCGCGGGUAUCUUCAUUGAGCCGCUAACGACGCGCACAACCAAGGUACUCUUCCCGCUCUUUGGCGGCUCCAAGCUCGCCGUCAACAAUGAGAUUCUGAUUCCGGCCGCCAUGUACUACGCAGGCGAUCAGCGCUUCACCGGCGGCGACAGCCACGGCGUUGCGUGGGCCGAUAAAUCGAACCAGGUCAUCUGGCGCGGCGUUGCCACCGGCGGCCGCAAUCGCCACAACACCUGGAAGGCCUUCCAGCGGCACCGGUUCGUGGCCAUGAACAAUGCGACCAAGCUGCAGCGCGCCGAGUCAGGCAUCGAAGAGCCGGAAAACUUUGCGAUGCCCGACGAGGCCGUGUACCAGGUGCAAGCGCAGAAAGAAGGCAAGCUGGGCGACUGGGUCGGGAGCAUAACUGACGUCGGCCUGACGGACCUGAGCUGCGAGCCUGCGCAGAGGGACCUGCGCUGCUCGUACAGCGACCACGCCUACGACAUCGUCCCUGGCGUCCAGCUCGCGACCCAAUUCGACUCCAAGAUCCUGCCCGACAUUGACGGCAACUCCUAUUCCGGCCGCUACAUGGCCUUUCUGCGCUCAUCGUCGCUGCCCGUCAAGGCGACCGUCUGGCGCGAGUGGCACGACAGCCGCCUCGUCCCCUGGCUGCACUUUGUCCCCAUGGACAACCGCUUCACCGACUACUACGGCAUCCUCGACUACUUUAUGGGCGGCGGCAGCCGCCAGGGUCGCGCCGCCCGCGACGCCGCGGCGGAAAAGAUUGCGACAGAAGGCAUGAUCUGGGCAGACCGCGUUCUGCGCAAAGAAGACAUGGAGAUUUACGUCCUGCGACUGCUGCUCGAGUACGCGCGCCUGCUCGACGACCGCAGGGAAACGCUGGGCUGGGUCCAAGACGUACUGGCCAAGCCCGCCCUGAGGAAGAAAUGGGGGAAUUGGUAG
Molecule: messenger RNA, 1863 nt
Organism: Beauveria bassiana ARSEF 2860
Lineage: Eukaryota; Fungi; Ascomycota; Sordariomycetes; Hypocreales; Cordycipitaceae
Product: capsular associated protein
Exons: 3
Coding region: 1-1863 (620 amino acids)
Source: RefSeq, a predicted model, not a curated record